UUUAGAGCUAUCUGGCUGUCACCUGGGCUUCUACUAUAGACAUCCUGGUUUCAAAUCAGUUCUCUUUUUAUUUUCUUUAUUUAGGUUUCUACAUUGUUAGGGAGCCCAGCCCUGCCCCUCGAAGUCACCCAGGCGCGCCAAUCCCACUACCGCCAUACCGCCAUGCCGCCUUACAGCAACGCUCAGAAGCAGUCCAUCACUCAGUUCGCCAACCUUACCGAGGCAACCCAUUCAGUUGCUCUUCGGUUUCUCAAAGCGCAUGGAUGGGGUCUCGAAGAAGCUGUUGACGCUUAUUUUCAGAGUUCUCAAGCUUCGGGGAAUACGGCAGCCAUAAAUAAGAUAUUCGACAGCUAUCGAGAUGAUCCACAAGACAACCCUGAUAACAUUGGUAUUGAAGGAGCGAUGAGAUACCUGGGCGAUAUUGGUGUGAAGUUGGAUGAAGUUGCAUGCUUUGGAAUUUUCGAGCUUUUGAAGUCGCCGUCCAUGGGCGAGUUUACGAGACAAGGCUUUCUUGAAGGCUGGAGGAACAUUCGAUGCGAUUCUAUAGCCAAGAUGAUGACCCAUGCCAGUCAACUGCGCGAGCAGAUCCGAACAAACCGAGAUCUUUUCAGGCGAGUAUACCGCUACGCAUUCCCGCUGUGCCGUCUUCAGGGACAGCGGAACCUGCAGUUCGAAAUCGCAGCAGAACAAUGGCGACUCUUCCUCACUUCGGAGAACGGCGGGAUCGAAUGGAACACAUCCACUACACCCUGGUUAGAUUGGUGGAUUGAAUUCCUCGAGGAACGGGGCAAGCGGCCGGUGAACAAGGAUCUGUGGGAACAGGUCGAGGUGUUCAUGCGGAAGACCGACGAGGACGAAGCUUUCUCCUGGUGGAGUGCUGACGGGGCAUGGCCAGGGGCCAUUGAUGACUUUGUGGUGUGGGUGCAGGCGAGAAGAGGAAAGGGUGGAGAGCAAAUGGAUGUCGAGUGAGAUACUCGGUGCCAUGCGUCGGCAGAUACACCUGUUGCUUAACUACUAGCGCUAUUAUUGGCACUGCGUAACUACAGGUUAGUAGACCACAGAUACAGACGAAGUAUUAUUGCUGGGAGAUGAUUACAGAUACUACAGAGUACUGUUCCUGCAAAGAAAACCCCAAUCCGGUCCAAGAGGGAGGUCGAUACGAUGGAAAGAGGAGAGGUUUCGGAAAUUCUCCACUCUUUUCCGCGAUUAGAUAACCUUCCCAGAUAGGAAUACAUGAAGCUAUUCCAAGAUCUAUAUGAGAUAUGCAAAUAAGAUGUAACAGGACUUCAGCAGAUUUCAACCCUAGUAACUAUGCUCCAG
Monascus purpureus is the source of this 1320-nucleotide messenger RNA. The record is from the annotation of a GenBank genome assembly. NCBI's taxonomy places the organism in Eukaryota, Fungi, Ascomycota, Eurotiomycetes, Eurotiales, Aspergillaceae.